UGUACUGCGUCGCUCUCAAUGACUUAAAGGUGCCAACCGGACUUUCCCUGUCAACGGUCCCUCUCUCGCUGGAGAUAAUGAGAGGAUGGCCAAGCGGCUUGACCCUGCGCUACAACAAGACCACGGCGAUGAACUGAAUCCCGGGCAUAUAAAUAUGGAUUGCGGCGAUGGAGAAGAUGAACUGUCUUUGGAGGAGAUUUUAAUGCUAUACGGUCAGCCGAUCAACGAAGAGCAGGCAUGGGCAGUUUGUUACCAGUGCUGCAGGUCUUUGGCGCAGGGACAUCGGAGGAGACAUUCUAAAUCUGCCACCGCUUCGGUGGUGCAAUCGGCGAGAAGGAUUGAGGGACCCGGGGAUGUCAUGAUUCAUAAAGACGGGGUGGUCAGGUUGCCCUGUCAGGGCAGUCAAGAUAAAUAUGGCCCCCCAUGUGCGUCAUCAGAGGUGAUCGAGUCCCUGGGCAUCAUGAUCUACAAGGCCCUGGACUACGGCCUGAAGGAGAGUGAGGAGAGGGAGCUCAGCCCGCCCCUAGAGCAGCUCAUCGACCUCAUGACCAACAUGCCCGGGGCGCAGCGCGACGCCUGUCCCGACGAGGGCUACGAGGCCAUCGAGGAGGAAGAUGACGAAGAGGGCGAGGGAGUCCUGGCCGGCGCCGGCGCCGGGGCCUGCAGCACUGGAGGCUACAGGGACAUCCUGACGCUGUGCACCUCUCACCUUCCCAGCCCGUCCGACGCCCCCAGUCACUACCAGGCUGUGUGCCGUGCUCUCUAUGCUGAGACCAAGGAGCUCUGCACGUUCCUGGAGAAGAUCAGGAAUGCCAAAGAGAACCUGCGGAAGAUGGAGGGGGACCAUGCCGAGGAGCAGGCCAGGGACCUAAAUGAGCUGCAGAACGCCGACUGGGCACGGUUCUGGGUCCAGGUGAUGAGAGACCUGCGGCACGGAGUGAAGCUGAAGAAGGUCCGGGAGCGGCAGUACAACCCCCUGCCCAUCGAGUUCCAGCUCACGCCCUACGAGAUGCUGAUGGAUGACAUCCGCUCCAAGCGCUACAACCUGCGCAAGGUGAUGGUAAAUGGAAACAUACCCCCCAGGUUAAAGAAGAGCGCCCAUGAGGUCAUCCUGGACUUCAUCCGGUCUAGGCCACCCCUCAACCCUGUUGCUGCUCGGAAGCUGAAACCCCACCCCUAUCGGCCCCGCAGCCUCCAUGAGCGAAUCCUGGAGGAGAUCAAGGCCGAGAGGAAGCUGAGACCCGUUUCUCCUGAUGAGAUUCGACGGAGCAGACUUGGCGCUGGCAAAAGCUUCAGUACCCCUCAGGUGUUGUUAUGUGGUCCAGAUGUGUCCAGCCCUGAAACCCACAGGAACCUUUCCAUGAGCGCGCUUGCGCUGUCCAACGGAAUGCCUCUAGUUCAGCGGAACGGCAGGGGUGGGGCUCAGGCCCUAUCGCAGCGGAAGAGACUCCUAAAGGCGCCCACACUAGCUGAACUGGACAGCUCAGACUCCGAUGAUGACACUACGCAUAUAUCAGCUAGCAGCUCCAGCAUUGCCGCGUCAUUGCUGGAUGACACUUCUCCGGAGACUGCAGUAGGAAAAAAAACUCCACCCAUGUUCCUGCCCAUUUCCUCCACCCCCCAGCCGGAGAGACGUCAGGCAUCCCAGCGGAGGCACUCCAUCGAAAAGGAGACCCCCACGAACGUGCGCCAGUUUAUUCCCCCAACCCGGCAGAGCUCCAAGUCUCUGGUGGGGAGGAUAAUCCGCUUGUUUCCGAGGAUACCCCUCUACCCCACCCUCUCCGCCCUGCCCGUUUUGCAGGGCUCCUAUUCUGCGGAGGCAUCUGCCUUGGGCGUUGUCCUGGCCGUGUUCGCUCUCUGUGAGAGCGUUUACACCGGCCGCUGGAAUCCCGCAAAGGAUGGUGCGGACGUCAGCGGUGAAGUGGAGGAGUUCUGCUUUCCAGUGGAGUGCCUGGCACUGACGGUGGAGGAGGUGAUGCACAUCAGGCAGGUGCUGGUCAAAGCCGAGCUAGAGAAGUUCCAACAGUACAAGGAUGUCUACAAUGCACUGAAGAAGGGAAAGCUCUGUUUCUGCUGCCGUACAAAGAGGUUCUCCUUUUUCACCUGGUCCUAUACCUGCCAGUUCUGCAAAAGACCUGUGUGCUCCCAGUGUUGUAAAAAGAUGAGGCUGCCGUCCAAACCCUACGCCACCCUGCCCAUCUACUCUCUGGGCUCUACUGCUCUACCCAAGGGUGAGGUCGCAGGCCAGUCUGAGAAGCCAUCCUCCAGCCAUCGGCACAGCCUGCAGCGCACCGUCUCCAGGCUGUCUAAACACAGAGAGAAGUCCCGAGAUGAAGGAGAACUCCCCAAGGAGCUGACGGAGGACUGGAGCACCAUGGAAGUGUGCGUAGACUGCAAGAAGUUCAUCUCGGAGAUCAUCUCCUCCAGCAAGCACAGCCUGACGCUGGCCACCAAGAGGGCACGCUUAAAACGCAAGACUCAGUCCCUGUACAUGUCCUCACCAAAGGCCUCCGAGUACCACCCCUCCGAGAGAACUAUCAAAGAGGUGUAGGCCGGGCCCUUCUCUGCCCCUUCUCUCCUCAGCCCCCCCCCGUGCUCUCUAGACACCACAGGCCCUCCAGUCACCAUCUCUGCUGUCCGUUACUCUUGUCUGGUUGGUGUUGUCAGUGAGGGCUACAGGCAUGAUGCAGUCAGCCGAAUGUGGCCGGGUAAUGGACAAACAAAGUUGUUUUAAUUUUAUUUUUUUGGAAGGGGGGGUUAUCUGUUGUCGCUGAUGAUGUCUGUUCCUGUCAUUACCGUGUUACCAGUUCUUCCUUGACAAAAGAAUAGUCAACGUUAUAUAACUGCUGUACUGUACAUACCAGAAUAAUAAUCCCACUACUUUCCCCAGGCAGAGUGAACUCUCAGUAUGGUACACAAAAUGGCUACCACCCCCCAACCCAGUCAUGGACUGACACUCUUUGGAAUUUGCCCUUGGUUACUCAACCACAGAAAGAUGAAAUAAGCACAAUUUUGCCAGUGAAAUUGAAAUUUGGCAUGAAUGAUCAUGUAUUUAUUUGAUCACUGGUGUAAAAAAUCUUUAUGAAGAGUUAAAGGAACAAUUAGAGUCAGGAUCAUGUUUCAAUGAUCAAUGAUUACUAAAGACUGAGUAAAAGAUAGACAAAAGCAAUGGCCCUCUCGCAGAGGAGAGCGAGAGCUGUGCUUGAACAGUCAGGUUUUCUACUUUUUGUAGAGUAAAACAUUGGUGUGUGUGUCUGGGUGGUUGUGUGUGACAUUUUAUUGAGGGCCAACAGUAAUGGCACUGUAGCUAAUUAUUGUAUUAUUUUAACAAACUACUGAAUUCUACGGCUUUCCAUGAAAUGUUACAUGCUUACAUUAACAUUAUUUGUGUCAUUAUGUUGUUUUUAAUGUUAAUGUACAUCUUCUCCCACUCAUCAAACAUCACAAUUCCUUUAGUUAUGUCUCAAUCACUCUAGAUGCCAUUUCACAUAAUGGCCAGAUUGAAAUACAGAGAUGUUUGCUUGAAGAGCAGGCUGGAUUUAGUCAACACAUGUCCCUAUGUUGACUUGGCUUAGCAUGUCACAGAAAUAAGUACAAAUAAGUCAAGGGGUUUUGGUUUUGGUUGAGAAAAUUCAGGUUUUAGUAGGGGCUCAAACAAUAAUAUAGAGUCAUUUUGAUUGGUUGAAAAGGUAUAAGUUCAAGGGUGCCAUAUGACACUCUAGGGAUGUUACGGUAGUUACGCUUGAGUGCCAUAUGGCACUCUCAAAUUAUGAUUGAAUCAAUGCGUGGGUAAGGAAGAAUAUGAUCAAAAAGAUAAAAACAUUGCCUCCAUAUAUUGGAAGGCUAAAUUGACAUGCUAUUUGUAUAUGAUAUAAAUUCUGUGCAACUACUGUAUUUGGGGGGGGUUCAAGGUGUGUGUUCCAUAUCAUUUAGCCAUCAUUUCGCCCUGAAAGGUUGACUGUUGCCAAAAGCAAAAUGAUUGCUUUCUGUCAGGAUGGUGUAAAGUGGAGGCCCCAUUAACCUGCUGUAACUAUCUUGUGAUGAAGUUUGAUAUGAAUCCAAAGCUGGCAUCUGAUUUGUUCUUCCUUGAAGGCCAAUGAAGAUUUUUUUCGUGUACAUGCUGUAUGUCUAAAUUGUAUUUCAUCAUGGUUCUGAUUUAUUGACUGGUAAAAGUCUUUGUAGAAUUACCUUAUUAUUUGUAUUAAAAUUAUUAUUACUGUUCAGUAAUAUUAUUAAUAUUACAUUUUUUUAAUGAACACUAUUUUUUAUUCCUGGUACGGUUAUCAGUGGGAUAUGACUUUUUACUGCGAUUAGCUUUUUUAUUACUUUUUUCAGUUAAUGGCUGAUAAAGUUUUACUUUGAGAAGUUAUACCGGAAAAGCAUGCAUUGUCAUCCUUCAGAGCAGAGCUCUUCUCUGUUAUUAUUGUUCACAAAAAAGAUUUGUCCAAAGACUAAAGGCCGCUUUGACAUAUCAGCUUUUUUUUACCUUCCUGAUCCAUUUGUAUAUACUUUUUACUCUCAAUUUAGAACAUGCAAGCUUCAGUUUUCUCUCUGAAGGAUGAAUAAAAGCAACAAUUUUGAUUUUGCUGGAGAUGAGCACCCUGCUGGUUUUUUGCAAUAAAAGGAACAUUUACCCCUUCCAUAAACAUUCUUAAAAAUCAUAUGCAAUGCAGUUAUUAAAAGCACACCCACAUACACUCAGUCAGUACUUUAUUAAGUAGACAUGUACACCAGCUUGUUAAUGCAAAUAUAUAAUCAGCCAAUGUGGUAGCACCUAAAUGCAUAACAGCAUGCAGACGUGGUCAAGAGGUUCAGCUGUUUUUCAGACCAAAUGUCAGAAUUGGGACAAAAUGUGAUCUAAGUGACUUUGACCGUGCAAUGAUAGUUGUUGCAAGACAGGGUGGUUUAAGUAUCUCCUGGAUUUUCAUGCACAACAGUGUAGAGUUUGCAGAGAAUAGUGUGAAAACAAUAACCAUGCAUUACAACAGUAGCAUCUCUGAACACACAACCCAUCAAACCUCUAAGUUGACAGGCUACAGCAGACUUAAUAAGCCUAAAUACCUAAUAAUGUGCUCACUGAGUGUAUACUCCAGUCUUCCUCCUUAUGGACCCAUAUACCCAGUGUUUAGUCACACACUAGCUUUCGGGGUGUCUGAGAUCAAUGGUUGGAUGGGGGGUGGUUAACAAUUGUUCAAAUUGUGUUUUUUAGCAAACCCCCCCCCCCCCAACUUUAGUUUAAAGGGGAACUGUGGUUUCUUUCAGGGAAGCCGAGCUCUCUGUGGCUCCCUGUAUUUCAAACUGCAUGUAUUACAGUGUUAGUGCCCUCUGUGGAUUUCAGGAUGACAGCAAUCUGUUUUAAAAUGCUUCAGCUCUAGAAGUUGGAGCUUUCAUUUUAAUAGUAGCCAUUUUCCUCAUCUAUAAGCUACAGUUGUAAAUGGUUGAAAUAAAAAAAACUUUACCAGCUCAUAUUUUAGGUAGAUAUUCUGUCAUUUAUAUAUAUAUUGUCUAUAAACUGUAUCGGAUGCCUUCACCCACAUGCAUGGUUUGCUGAAUUAUUCUGUAUCCAUUCGACUAAGGUCUAUUCCCAAACCAAGUCUUACUGAGGCACAACUGCUUGUGUCCUGUCAUUGUGUCACAGCAUAAACUAAAAUGGCAAACCUUCGUUGGAAAUUCA
Messenger RNA from Conger conger (European conger), 5674 nucleotides. RefSeq names its product protein spire homolog 1-like. The record is from RefSeq and is a predicted model, not a curated record. The transcript is spliced from 19 exons. Gene Ontology annotation, biological process: actin filament network formation; establishment of meiotic spindle localization; Golgi vesicle transport. Gene Ontology annotation, cellular component: cell cortex; cytoplasmic vesicle membrane. Bases 86 to 2551 code for a protein of 821 amino acids. Lineage: Eukaryota; Metazoa; Chordata; Actinopteri; Anguilliformes; Congridae. Gene Ontology annotation, molecular function: actin binding.